Messenger RNA from Lutra lutra (Eurasian river otter), 3025 nucleotides. It is a transcript of the gene ASB15, whose product is annotated as ankyrin repeat and SOCS box containing 15. The record is from RefSeq and is a predicted model, not a curated record. Gene Ontology annotation, cellular component: cytoplasm. Lineage: Eukaryota; Metazoa; Chordata; Mammalia; Carnivora; Mustelidae. The transcript is spliced from 13 exons. Gene Ontology annotation, molecular function: protein binding. Bases 383 to 2152 code for a protein of 589 amino acids. Gene Ontology annotation, biological process: intracellular signal transduction.
CAUUGGCUCCAAGGCACUUCCUCUGGUUUAGGAAGGCAAGGCCCUGGAUAAGAAUGACAAGACGAUCAUUCCAAAAGCAAAAGAUGGAUGCUUUGUGUUCAGAUUGAAAAAUUCCUUUCAGUUCUUUUGAUUAGGAUGAGAAAAAGGAACUCAGUAGAAUUGGAAAUUUGCUUCUGCAAAAUAAAUCAUAGCAUCUUGAGGUUGGACAGCCCUUAGAAUUUACCCGAGCCCAUCGCCCAUCUGGAGAAAUGCUGAUGAUUCUCUCUGGGACCUCCAGGCGGUGAACACAUCACUCUGAAACCAUAGCAGUUUCAAGGAGAGUAACCGAAGACUAAGACCCUGCCACUUUGGGAUAAGAUUGGAAGAGUAGCUGCUAAAAGUCAUGGAUACUAAUGAUGACCCUGAUGAAGACCAUCUUACAAGUUAUGAUAUUCAGCUCAGUAUUCAAGAAGCCAUUGAAGCCAGCAAGUCUGUAUUUUAUUCUGAAAGUAGAUUUGUACCACUGAGUGAUCAAAACAGAAAACUUGUGGAAGCCAUAAAACAAGGUCACAUUCUUGAACUCCAGGGAUAUGUGAAAUAUAAAUAUGCAUUGGAUGAAGCUGACGAAAAAGGUUGGUUUCCAUUGCAUGAGGCUGUUGUUCAACCCAUUCAACAAAUACUUGAAGUUGUUCUGGAUGCAUCCUACCAGACACUCUGGGAGUUCAAGACCUCGGAUGGAGAAACACCCUUGACGCUGGCAGUCAAAGCUGGUCUGGUAGAAAAUGUAAGAACUUUACUAGAGAAGGGAGUGUGGCCAAACACCAAAAAUGACAAAGGAGAGACACCCCUUCUGAUUGCUGUGAAAAAGGGCUCCUACGACAUGGUGUGCACUCUGCUGAAACACAACACCAGCCUUGACCAGCCCUGCAUCAAGCGAUGGUCGGCGAUGCACGAAGCGGCCAAACAAGGCCGCAAAGACAUCAUAGCUCUGCUGCUGAACCACGGAGGCAAUGUCCACCUGAGAGACGGAUUUGGCGUCACGCCGCUGGGUGUUGCUGCCGAGUACGGUCACUGCGAUGUGCUGGAACACCUCAUCCACAGAGGUGGUGAUGUCUUUGCUCUGGCAGAUGAUGGCGCAUCAGUGUUGUUCGAGGCAGCAGGAGGGGGCAAUCCCGACUGCAUUUCCCUCCUGCUGGAAUACGGAGGAAGUGGAAAUGUACCCAACAGAGCGGGGCAUCUUCCAAUACACAGAGCUGCCUACGAGGGACACUAUCUUGCACUGAAGUAUCUUAUCCCAGUAACAUCCAAAAAUGCAAUUCGGAAAAGUGGGCUAACACCAAUUCACUCAGCAGCAGAGGGACAAAAUGUGCAGUGCCUCGAACUGCUUAUUGAAAAUGGCUUUGAUGUCAAUACUCCACUUGCGGACCACAUUUCUGGGAGCUAUGAUGAUGAGCGGAAGACGGCGCUGUAUUUUGCCGUUUCUAACAAUGACAUCCAGUGCACCGAAGUCCUGCUGGCUGCAGGUGCAGACCCAAACCUAGACCCCCUCAACUGUCUGCUUGUGGCAGUGAGGGCCAAUAACCAUGAAAUUGUCCGGCUGCUUCUCUCCCACGGAGCUAACGUCAAUUGUUACUUUAUGCACGUGAAUGACACGCGUUUCCCCAGUGCCAUUCAGUAUGCCCUCAAUGACGAGGUGAUGCUGCGCCUGUUGCUGAAUAAUGGCUAUCAAGUGGAGAUGUGCUUUGAGUGCAUGCAUGGGGACAUCUUUGGAAAUUCAUUUGUGUGGUCAGAGAUAGAAGAAGAGGUACUACCCGGGUGGACAUCUUGUGUAAUAAAAGAUAACCCGUUCUGUGAGUUUAUUACAGUUCCUUGGAUGAAACACUUGGUAGGCAGCGUUAUUCGUGUGUUAAUCGAUUACAUGGAUUAUAUUCCUCUGUGCGCUAAGCUGAAGUCUGCACUAGAAGUACAGAGAGAAUGGCCAGAAAUCCGUCAAAUACUAGAGAAUCCUUGCUCAUUAAAGCAUAUGUGUCGGUUAAAAAUUCGAAGGCUUAUGGGACUCCAGCGACUCCGCCAGCCAGCCUCAGUGCAGAAGCUCCCUCUACCACCAACCAUCCAAAGAUAUAUAUUAUUUAAAGAGUACGAUCUCUAUGGACAAGAGCUAAAAUUGCCAUGAUUUAAAAUAUUUUAAAUGUGAUUUAAAAAAUAUUUUUAAAUGGAGUUCAUUCAGAAUUUCUUGGAAUCAUUUUAUAUACUUAAGUGUAUUUAAAUCCAUUAACAAUUUUAUAACAAUCGUGUGUUCUUAUGGUGACACCAUAUUGUACAUCUUUAAAGACCUUUACAUUGUGAUUUUUUAAAAAGCCAGUCAGUAUUUUGUAUGUGAAUUUCUAUUAAUUAUCUCCACUUCCAGCAAGUCUUCAAAUUCUCCCCAUCAGAUGUCUCCUACAAUGUCCAUCUCUCCUGCAUUUCUACAACAAAGAACCACUGUCUUAAACCCCUAGUUGUUGGCUCUUUUCCUUCCUUUUAUACCCACACCGAGCUCCUUCUUGCCUGCGGAUACACACCGUACUCUAGCUUAUGCUCCCUCUGCUGCCUUUCUCAAGGUCUUUAAUAACUGCCUUGUUGCUAAUUUCAAUGAGCAUUCUUAGUCCUUUCAUCUGAGUCCUGCAGCAUCUGGCACUGCUGUCUGCUCCUUGCUUGAAAUGGUUUUCCCUUUGUUUUCAGGACACCUUGCUCUCUUGGCUCUCCUCUCACCUACCUCCCCAACCGAUUGCUCCUCUCUCUGGCUGCUUUCUGUGGUACUUCUCUCCUGCCAACCCCUUAGUAUGUGUCUUAAGCCCUGUUUUCUUCUUGUGCUGUGUUCUCUGGGAGAAAUGUCAUCCACAUCUAUGGUUUCAGUAACUAACUGUAUGCAGUUGGCCAAUUUAUAUCUGAAGUUCAACUCUUUCUCUCAUCCUAUGUAAGCAAGUGUUCUAUUGGACUUUUGUUUUUUUUUCUAAAGAUUUUAUUUAUUUGAGACACACAGAGAGAGAGAGAGAGAGAGGGAGAG